Wickerhamiella sorbophila is the source of this 1346-nucleotide messenger RNA. RefSeq names its product Low-affinity phosphate transporter PHO91. The annotation marks the transcript as partial. The record is from RefSeq and is a predicted model, not a curated record. Gene Ontology annotation, biological process: monoatomic anion transmembrane transport; polyphosphate metabolic process; phosphate ion transport. The transcript has a single exon. Gene Ontology annotation, cellular component: membrane. Lineage: Eukaryota; Fungi; Ascomycota; Dipodascomycetes; Dipodascales; Trichomonascaceae. Gene Ontology annotation, molecular function: phosphate transmembrane transporter activity.
AUGAAAUUCAGCUCAGCUCUACAAUUUAAUGCCGUUCCCGAAUGGCGUGACAACUAUGUUGACUAUGGAGCGCUCAAAAAGCUUCUGUAUGCUUUGGAAAAAGAGAGCCUGCGUCCUCCGAAUGGACAAGAAUCCGCGGCAUUGAUGGCCCGUGAUCCUGAGCCUGCUUUUACACAAGCAUUAAACCAACAGCUCAAGAAAGUGGAUUCUUUCUAUCAGACUGAAGAGGUCAAAACAUACGAAAAAGAAGAUGCAUUAUGCGAGGAGGUGUCCGCUUUUGAUUUUCCGGGUAGUCCAGUUUUGGAACCAGGCACUUCUACAAAUCCGGGCAUACGCAGUGAGGCAUCCGAUUCCAGUGAAAAUGAAAUGAACACGUCGACGUUGGGAGCUGCACAUCGACGGAAACGAAAGAACAGCACUGCUCGCAAGAUGGACCAUCACGAUGAGUUCUCGUACAGACGCAUUUCUCUAAAACGCGAACUGAUUUCAAUGUACGUUUCGCUCAACGAGCUGUCUACAUUUGUUGAUAUUAACAAAACGGGGUUUAGGAAGAUUCUCAAAAAGUUCGAUAAAACACUUGGACUGAGUCUCCUGCCAAUCUACACUGAAGAGGUCAUCAAACAAACGCAUAUUUUCAAAUCGUCAACUCAGGAUGAGCUAGCUCGCCGUAUUGAUCGUGUUGUCCGGGAGUAUGCCGAUCUAGUAUUAAAUGGCGAUGAGGUCUUGGCAGCUGAAACCUUGAAAGGUUAUCUCAGGGAGCAUGUGGUAUAUGAACGCAAUACCGUCUGGCGUGACAUGAUUGGUAUGGAGCGCCAUACACAGGCAGUUGGUACGGAUAAAGAACAAAUGCCGCAUUCUCGAAUCCGCGUUUGUGGAAUUGCGUUACCAGACUCCUUCAGUAAUCCUGCAAUUUACAAGCUGACUCUCAUUUCUACAAUAUUCUUGCUCUUGCUUGCAUUUCCAGUGCUCCAGUCAAGGCCCCAAUCCAACUGCUUCGCCAUUGUUAUUGCUGCAUCCCUGCUUUGGGCGACUGAAGCAAUUCCGUUAUUUGUCACUUCGUUACUAGUCCCGUUGUUAGUAGUGGUUCUACGCGUUCCUGUCGAUAACCAUGGCCACGCUUUGACAGCUAAGCAAGCUUCUGAUUUCGUGUUUUCGAAAAUGUGGUCUCCUGUGAUCACCGUUCUACUAGGUGGCUUCACGCUGGCAGCUGCGCUUUCCAAGUACAAUAUUGCCAAAGCAAUGGCAGUCAUGAUUCUGUCCAGAUCGGGAACCAAUCCCAGGGUUAUAGUUUUGGUUCUUAUGUUUGUCGCCGCUUUUCUUUGCAUGUGGAUCAGUAACGUUGCUGU